Messenger RNA from Eruca vesicaria subsp. sativa (arugula), 1461 nucleotides. NCBI's taxonomy places the organism in Eukaryota, Viridiplantae, Streptophyta, Magnoliopsida, Brassicales, Brassicaceae. The record is from the annotation of a GenBank genome assembly.
AUGAAGAAUCUCAACGAGAGGAAAGAGAGACGAACAACGCUUGAGAAGAAACUAGCAGAUGCAGAUGUAUGUGAAGAAGAUCAAAACAAUCUUUUAAAGUUUCUUGAGAAGAAAGAAACAGAGUACAUGAGACUCCAAAGGCAUAAGAUGGGUGCUGAUGAUUUCGAACUCUUGACUAUGAUCGGUAAAGGAGCUUUUGGUGAGGUUCGAGUUUGUAGAGAGAAGAACACUGGUCAUGUUUUUGCUAUGAAGAAGCUCAAGAAGUCAGAAAUGCUACGGCGAGGCCAGGUGGAGCAUGUAAGAUCGGAGAGGAAUUUACUAGCAGAAGUAGAUAGUAACUGUAUAGUGAAACUAUAUUGUUCUUUUCAAGACGAUGACUAUCUUUACCUGAUAAUGGAGUAUCUUCCCGGUGGUGAUAUGAUGACUCUUCUGAUGAGGAAAGACACUUUAAGUGAAGAUGAAGCUAGAUUCUAUGUCGCUGAAGCUGUUCUGGCUAUUGAAUCUAUCCAUAAACGCAACUAUAUCCACAGGGACAUAAAACCGGAUAAUCUAUUGCUUGAUAGAAUUGGACAUUUGAGGUUGUCUGAUUUUGGACUAUGUAAGCCGUUGGAUUGUAGUGUCAUUGAAAGUGAAGAUUUCUCCGGAGGAGGCUUAGAGAGAGAAGAGAUCACAUCAACUGCUCCUAAACGCUCUCAGCAAGAACAGUUGCAACAUUGGCAAAAGAAUCGAAGAAUGCUUGCUUACUCAACCGUUGGUACACCAGACUACAUUGCACCUGAAGUCUUGUUAAAGAAAGGGUACGGCAUGGAAUGUGACUGGUGGUCACUAGGAGCCAUAAUGUACGAGAUGCUUGUUGGGUAUCCACCGUUUUACGCCGACGACCCAAUGUCUACUUGUAGAAAGAUAGUGAAUUGGAAAACACAUUUGAAAUUCCCUGAGGAAGCAAGGCUAUCACGAGAGGCUAAAGAUCUCGUUGGUAAGCUUUUGUGUAAUGUCAACCAACGACUCGGUGCCUCUCAAAUUAAGGCACAUCCAUGGUUCGAAGGUGUUGAGUGGGAAAAGAUUUACCAAAUGGAAGCUGCUUAUAUUCCUGAGGUCAACGAUGAUUUGGAUACUCAAAAUUUUGAGAAGUUUGAUGAGGAAGAUCAUCAAACUCUAACACCCUCCUCUAGAACAGGACCAUGGAGAAAAAUGUUAUCUUCAAAAGACAUAAACUUUGUUGGCUACACAUACAAAAAUUUCGAAAUCGUCAACGAUUAUCAAGUCCCUGGAAUAGCGGAACUGAAGAAGAAAGAGACAAAACCAAAGAGACCAUCCGUUAGGUCACUAUUCGAGAGCGAAUCAUCAGAGUCGUCGUCAGAGACGGUGACUGAUACGGAGAAACACACCAUCAACCGUUGUUUCUCGAAUCCGACGUCUCGUGAAAUUGAACGCAAGCUGAGACGUCAAGAGUCCAAGUAG